AUGGAUUCUGUUGUAGAAGAUGAGAAGAAACACAAUCAGUAUCCUCAAGAAUCGAUCAGGAUCAAGAAGCGACCACCACGGUGCCAUGAUGAUGAUGAGGGCGGGUGUGUUCAGGAGAAAAAGAAGCAAGUGAUGGAGAAGAUGAUGGAUAAGGCAAGGUGCCCGUCUCCCCAUGCAACGCCAGAGCUCCAUGUCAUCCUCAGGAAUCAGAUCAGGGCUCUGGGGGGUUCUGAUGUCACUUUUGUAAUCCAGAGGCCUCUCUUCAAGACUGAUGUAAGUUCCGGUCACAACCGUUUGUCCAUACCGUUGAACCAGAUACAACAAAGUUUCCUCACACCUGAAGAGAGCGAGAAGUUGAACUCGGGAGGAAACGGAAAAAAAUGUGCAGAUAUGGAAGUGAUGUUGAUUGAGCCCUCCCUUCAUCGGGAAACCAUAAGUCUGAGGAAGUGGAACAUGAAGAAAGCUUCCGAAAAUUCUACCUCAAUGUAUGUGUUGGUGACUAAUUGGAACUUGGUUACGGAAAGGAAUAGCAUGAAGAAAGAUGAAACGAUACAACUCUGGUCUUUUCGAAUCAAGUCCAAGUUGGGUUUCGCUCUUGUAAAGAGAAGACUACAAGAUGAUCCUAGGAAUCGUUCAUUAAGGGGCAUCCUGGAUAGCUGA
Vitis riparia (riverbank grape) is the source of this 660-nucleotide messenger RNA. RefSeq names its product B3 domain-containing protein At2g32645-like. Lineage: Eukaryota; Viridiplantae; Streptophyta; Magnoliopsida; Vitales; Vitaceae. The coding region runs from base 1 to 660 and encodes 219 amino acids. The transcript is spliced from 2 exons. Gene Ontology annotation, molecular function: DNA binding. The record is from RefSeq and is a predicted model, not a curated record.